GUUCUGCUCCCUGCUGGAAGAAGUCCGCAUCAGGGGCUACUUUUCUCUGGACCUAAAACUUUCGUAGUCUUUGUGUUUUGUGGAGUAAAAAGCUUCACUGGAAGCAACUUCGAACGGACAUGUCGCCGUUGGAAUGAGAAGACUCACUUAAAAAAAAAAAAAGAAAAAACCUCAAGACAAUCGAUUCAGGAUGUGGCGGUUAUUGUUGUCCUGUUUAGGGCUAUUUGUUUGGUUUCACAACCGUUGCAUUGUAACAGCCUUCACAGUGGAAUCCAGACCUCUGCUUACACGUGAUGAGCUGUACUAUGAGUAUGUACCAGAUCGGCUGCCUUGGCACGACGCGGUCCACUUAUGUAACCAGCGCUCAGGGUCGUUAGCCACUGUCUCCACAUCUGCAGAGAACCAACAGCUAACCCGAUUUUUAUUGUCACUGAACAUCUCUUACCCUGUCUGGAUUGCCAAGAAAUCAUACAUUAAUGAGUUCCAGCUCUGGGCAGACCUGAUCCAGGGAAAUCUUGCGCAGCUGGCUGUUCUGGUCCAUCUUGUUUAUGGGCCUUAGCAUGAAGCCGUUGAGCAUGACGGCUCUUGGCAUUCAGUCUGCACUUCUAGGAGCCAGAAUGCCAGAAGCUGGAUGCUGUUUGGUGAUGGUGUUGUAGUGUCCAGGGGUGAUGGACUUCAUGCGUACCAGAGCAUGGGGCCUAAUGAGCUCAUCACUGUGCAGGAUCAGGAUAUCUCUGGGGAUUUUGAGUUCUAUUUUCCACUAAAUUUAUCUGGCAUCCGUCUGUCUCGGGAGACAAUGGACCUGCGCCGUGGGGUUUUCAGUCUGCUUGUCGGCGUAGCCCUAAGCUCCAAGCACCCAUUGAAGCAGGCAGACUGUGGCGGGUCAGCACCUUACUGGCUGGGGGCUGCCCAGCUUGGGACGGGUUAUUCAAGAACAAGUUACAGGGACAAAUCAGACUUUGCUGAACACACUGCUGUCCUUCACUCACUGGAUUCUGACCAUAGUCUGGCCUUACUGCCCUGUCAGGCUCUUAUUCAUCGCAUCCUCUUUCUCAUCAAACCACCUUCACAGUGGAAUCCAGACCUCUGCUUACACGUGAUGAGCUGUACUAUGAGUAUGUACCAGAUCGGCUGCCUUGGCACGACGCGGGUCCACUUAUGUAACCAGCGCUCAGGGUCGUUAGCCACUGUCUCCACAUCUGCAGAGAACCAACAGCUAACCCGAUUUUUAUUGUCACUGAACAUCUCUUACCCUGUCUGGAUUGCCAAGAAAGUCACGACACGUAACAUCAGUGUGUUAACAACCCACGUCUUCCAUUCUAUCCUGGAAGAAAAUGAUUUCCAGGAUCAGAACAUCACCUUGGAAUUGGUCCAUGACCCUCAGACUGAGGAUUGUGUCAUCUUUGACCCUUUUAUGAAGAACUGGAGUCAGGACGGCUGCGGCUCACUCAGAGGGGCAGUCUGUCAGUUUAAGAAAGGUGCAGAAGUCCUGGAUACAUUCAUUUUACCAAAUAAAACAUUUGUGGGCAGACCAGACAAGGAGCAUCUGAUGAAAUCUCUGCUAGCUGAAUUUAACAUCAGCUCUUCUUGGGAUGGAGACCUCAGUGAGCUUCAGCAUCUGACCGAAGGUGUCCUGCAGAUAAUGGAGUCUGAGAGCUCAGACUCCUUUACCUCCAGUGAUGUCCUCCAUCUGACCCAGAUCAUAAAUCUGGUCCUGACUACACUGCCUGUCAUUUACACUGCCGGAGUUGACACAGCAGAGGUCAUGGUGUCCGUGGCUACCAACUAUCUGAAGCUGGCUAGUUUGAUGUUGGAGCCCCACACAGCUGCAAAGUGGAUUGGCCAGACAGAGGAUGGGGUCAGUGUGGGGCCAUUCACUAUUGUGACAAGCAUUGACAGCCUCACUGAAGCUCUUGCACACAUGCUGUCGUCUGAGGGCAGAGGCUUCACUCUUUCUACCAAAAACAUAGUUGUGUACAUGGUAUGGCAAAAACUGUCUGAAGUGACCCAGAAUCAAAUCUUCAAGCCUUCUGCUCUCGGCUCUCACAGCAGCAGCAGUCAGGAUGUGCUGCUCAUACCGAACUCUGAGCUCCAGAGGGUACACUCACUGGGAUAUGAUGAAGUGAUGCUUAUUCACACUCACUACAGCCGUCUGAAUGAGAUUUUGCCUGCAGUGGAAGGGGAGCCUCAACCCAAAGCAACAAGAGCUCCAUCGAGUUAUUUGGCUUCUGCUGUCAUAUCAGCAACCAUGCGUGAUACCUCCAAGGCCCACACCAUCCCAGUGGCCGUCCACUACACCCUAUCUUCAUCUAAAUUGGAGUGUUCGCAUCAAGCUACUCCUGUUUGUGCCUUUUGGAAUUUCAACUUAACACAUAAUCAUGCCAGUAGCUGGCUCAGUGAUGGUUGCACUGUGACCUUUGCAGACUCCGAUGUCACUUCCUGCCUUUGUAACCACACCACUAACUUUGCAGUGUUGAUUAAUUACAUGGAGUCGAAGUGGAGUCCAGAGGAAGAACUUAUUCUGACCAAACUGACGUUUAUUGGCUGUAGUGUUUCACUGUGUGCGCUGGUGGUCACAUUGAUGUUGUUCACCGUGCUGGACAUUCCCAAAUCUGACAGGACCUCCAUCCAUAAGAACUUGUUCGUUGCUCUCAUCUGUGCUCAAGUCAUUCUGUUGUGCAGUGGUUCAGCCAUUCAUAACAAGGUGGCGUGUACAAUCGUGGCGGCCCUACUCCAUCUCUUUUUCAUGGCGGCGUUCAGCUGGAUGCUCGUUGAGGGUCUUUUGCUUUGGAGUAAGGUGGUUGCUGUCAACCUGAAUGAGAAUCGACAUAUGAAGUAUUACUAUCUCAUCGGCUGGGGUCUGCCGGUGCUGAUUGUCACCAUUACGCUGGCUUCAGCCUCAGGAAAAUACUCAGCUGAUGGCUACUGUUGGCUCAGUGUCCAGAACGGCAUCAUCUGGGGCUUUGUUGGACCUGUCAUCUUUAUCAUCAUGGUGAACAUCAUGGUACUGACCAGGGUGGUGGUCAUCACCAUCUCGACUGCCAAGAGGAGGUCCUUCAUGUUGGCCAUGACCACCAGCCCUGUGGCACAAGCUUACGAGCAUAUGAGAGCUGCAGUGAAAGCGGUGUUGGUGUUGCUACCUAUUCUUGGACUGACGUGGCUGUGUGGCGUCUUAGUGCCUUUCUCCAUUGUCAUGGCCUACAUCUUCAUCAUCCUCAACUCCCUACAGGGCCUUUUCAUCUUCCUGAUAUAUGGGGUGUACAACACAGAGGUUCGGAGCACGGUCAACAGGAUCAAGGAGCGGAGAAAAGCACUUAAUUUUUCAAAUGGUGCUAGUACCCGUCCAUCCAGCUCAGUCACCAGCUCUCGUCCUGUCAGUUUACCACUUGGAGCAACAACAGGCCAUGAGGAGGAGGCGGCAAACCCUUCAUACAUUAGUAGCAAUGCACUGGCUCUGGACAAUGAGAAGGAGAGGACGAGAGGUGAGUUCUGUCAUGCACAGAUGCUGUUUUUUUGCUUUCAGCUGUCAGCCACAGUGUUAUGCUAUGGUGUCAACAAUGACGCUGUCACCUGA
Molecule: messenger RNA, 3574 nt
Organism: Thalassophryne amazonica
Lineage: Eukaryota; Metazoa; Chordata; Actinopteri; Batrachoidiformes; Batrachoididae
Product: adhesion G-protein coupled receptor D2
Biological process (GO): cell surface receptor signaling pathway; adenylate cyclase-activating G protein-coupled receptor signaling pathway
Cellular component (GO): membrane
Molecular function (GO): G protein-coupled receptor activity
Source: RefSeq, a predicted model, not a curated record